Prorocentrum cordatum is the source of this 1791-nucleotide messenger RNA. The record is from the annotation of a GenBank genome assembly. NCBI's taxonomy places the organism in Eukaryota, Dinophyceae, Prorocentrales, Prorocentraceae.
AUGGAACGCAUCACGACCGUCAUCACGACCGUCAUCAUGAUCGCCCCCAGCCAGGUGCGCGGGGCCUCCGCCCGGUCGGUCGAGCUGGUCGAGAACGUCGCGGGCGGAGGCCGGCGGGAGCACCGCGGCGGCUCGGCGGCGGCGCUGGUGGCCGAGGACCACGCGGGGGUGCGCGCGGACGCCGCUGAGAACCUGUGGGUACUGGGCGGAGCCUUCCUGGAGCGCUUUGUCGUGGUCCUUGACUUCGAGAACAGGAGGCUUGGCGUGGCCGAGCCGAUGAGCAAGGCGGCCGCUGCGAUGACGGACCCAGAGCUGCUGUGGUUCGGCAGCAGCUACAAGCAGCUCGAGGACUUGGACGCUAAUGGCAACGUGAUGUGCGCGGACACGCACAGCCUGAGCGCUCCAUGUGGUCCGUGUGGGCCCGAUUGGGGAGAUGUGGUCAAGUGCCAGGCCCUCUGCAACUCGAACCUCGACUGUAACUACAUCGUGCACUCCACCGAUGGCGGGUGCCGGCUGUACUCCUCGUGCGAGGGCACCGUCACCACGGCGCCUAGCGACUACUCGAGCCGGAUGCACAUCUACGCGAAGCAGACGCUCCCCUUCAAGCAGCUGGUGAUCGCCCCGGGCACGCUGUGCAGCCCCGACCAGAAGAUCCUCGUCGCUCCGACAACGAGGUCGUUCGACAGGGCCGCCUGCGAAAGGCUGUGCAGCAGCCACCACAGCUGCAACUACUUCGCGCACCUCAGCGACGGCGGGGGGAGCGCCGCCGAGGGCCGCAGUGCCUGCGGGGAUCCGCUGCGCGCGGGCGAGACGUCCGUCGAGCAUCGCACCGAGCGAGUUGGCGCGAGGAGCGGCCACCUCACGGCGGCUUGCCAUGGGCCGCCAGCCGUGAUGGCUGGUCGCGGCCGCGAGCUCAUCAUGUGGAAGGGGUCGCCGUACAGCAUUAGGGCGCUGGCGGCGCUCCACCUCAAGGGCUUAGGCAGGCCGAUCGUGGGCUACGAGUUAUCUGAGGCUCCGGGCGACCUCGAGACUCGGAUUGCCAUGCUGCCCGCACCGCACACAGUGCCCGUGCUACGAUGGGAUGGCGAGGUGGUCACCGGGACGGACAUCUGUGCCUUUCUCGACAGUCGCUUUCCCGGUGAGGCCAUGCUCUACCCGCAGGGGCUUGAGUGCGAGUGUGCUGUCAUCUUCUGGUUCAACGGCUGGCUUUCGGUGGUCGACCCUGAGGGGUUCGAGCGCUUCGCCGGCGCCCUCGCGCGCAGCCACAUACGCAGCGGCGGGGCCGGGGCUGCCGCGAAGCUCGCGGCACGGCUGCUCCCGAAGCGGGUGAUGGCGCGCAUCGUGAGCAGCGCAGUCUCGAAGGAUUUCGUGAAGAGGAUGGAGGAGCGCGGAGCCGAGGCAGGGGGCGCGGUGGGUGAGGUCUGCGGGCGCCUCGCAAAGAUGAAGGCCCCUCGCGACACCGCCAGGGUCAUCGGGGAGGCUCGCGAGGUGCUGCUGCGCCUCGACGCAGAGCUGCAGCGGUCGAGCACGCCCUUCUUCUGCGGGGCGGCCACGCCGACAGCAGCCGACCUCACGCUCUACGGCAUGCUGGAGCGCUGGCUCGGGGACUGCCUGUGCCCCGGCGCGCACGGCGCGUCGCAGCCAUCGAUCGCCGACGGCAUGCCCGGCCUGCAGGCGUGCUUUGAGGCGAUGCGCGAGCGCUUCCGGCCCGACAUCGAGCUGCACGAUCUCAAGGACUACCACGACCUCAAAGCGCCUAUUGGCCCUGCGACCUGGCGGGGCAGCUCCUAG